This is a messenger RNA of Pocillopora meandrina, 1279 nucleotides long. The record is from the annotation of a GenBank genome assembly. NCBI's taxonomy places the organism in Eukaryota, Metazoa, Cnidaria, Anthozoa, Scleractinia, Pocilloporidae.
GAAGAAAGCAAAGAUGGCGGUAACUUUGGUGAAGGUUGCUGGUAAGUUUAUUAUUGGCGGCCUUGCAUUGUAUGGAUUGUCAGAAGUGUUAAGUUCACAAGACGACACAAUAAAACAGCUCUCGAUGAUUGACAGUAAAACCCGUCAAAACAUUCCCGUUAAUUUACCUGAGGUAAGUUCCCGCAACAAAUAAUUCUAUUUAGUGUGGCUAUGAUUACAACAUGCACUCACUGCUACAAAUUUUUUUUUUCAGCGAGUGCAUGUUGUAGGCAAACGUGAUGCUGAAAGCGUUGACUCACAUCUCUCUCUUGUAUCAUUGUUCGCUUACAUCUCUAUUUGAAGCGGUCGUUCAAAUACCAUGGGCACUUCCUUAUGGAACAGUCUACUUAAGUAUAUUCGGGAUAUUAGCUCUUUAGAUUCCCCUGGUGAACGAAUCAUGAGCUAUGCUUUUCAUCAUUACUGAUAAAGAUAAGCUUACUGAACAUUAUCUUUUAUUUAUGAUAUACAUCAUAGUACUUAUGUUGCACUUCGUCGAUGAGUACAUCUCAUUGAGAUGGUUUCUGAAAAAUCAUUAAUAGUCUGAACCAAUUAUUGUUAGGGAAAAAUAACCUUCGUGAGUUUACAUUAUAUACAUCAUAUGUAUGGAAUUAGAUCUGGUAAUAAAGAAUUCAAAUUACACCAAUAUAAAACUAUUAAUACUAUUAAAGAGUUCAGGCAUCAGAAGCUUGUUGAUUGAAAUUGGGAAAGGUUGUUUGAGUGUCUACAGACUGGGUCUGCUGUUGAAAAACCUCGAAAUUUUCUCAUGGAAUCCUUUUCUUUUAACCGCUGUGUGAAAGUUAUUUCCUGUAUGCUGGGAGUCAUGUGCAGUUUUACCACUGUAAAGCCAUAGGAAAUCACCCAAUAAUUUUGUAGUCAUUUACUGGUUCAUUUUAGGAAUUAUCCUUUAAUUCAUCUUAAAUUAAUGUAACAUGUAGAUAUCUGGUAAUUUUUUCUGGUAUUUUUACAGCUUCCAACAACCACAAAAAUUAGGCAGUCUUGGAAUAGUGGAGUGCAGAGAGUUUUUGGGGGACUGGAGCAAGUACCAGUAGCAGCAUGGGAGUUGGGCAAAAAGGGAGCUUCUAAUGCAAAAGAAUUUAUCAAAGAACAAAUGAAAUAAGGGUUGAAUACCUGCCAUUUGUUGUCAUAAGUUAUGACACUCACAUUAGCUAAAUGAAAGAGAGUGAUCAACUUAAAAGACCUUGGAGAUGUUGAUUGAGAGUUGCCUAAGUCCAGCUGCUAU